CUGUCUCUUGUCUCUCCCCUUCUGAUCCAGCUCUGGCAGGCCGCUCUAAGCACGCUCAACCCCAACCCCACGGACAGCUGUCCCCUCUACCUGAACUAUGCCACCGUGGCCGCCCUGCCCUCCAGGGUGAGCAGGCACAACAGCCCCUCGGCCGCGCACUUCAUCACCCGACUUGUGCGGACCUGUCUGCCGCCGGGAACCCAUCGGUGCAUUCUGAUGGUCUGUGAGCGGGCCGACGCCUUCGCCUCUGCCUGCGCCCUGGCCCGCGCUUUCCCGCUGUUCACCCACCGCUCGGGGGCUUCCAGGCGCACGGAGAAGAAGACUGUCACGGUGGAGUUUUUCCUGGUGGGACAAGACAACGGGCCAGUGGAAGUGUCCACUUUGCAAUGCUUAGCAAACGCCACGGAGGGCGUGCGGUUGGCGGCCCGCAUUGUGGACACGCCCUGCAAUGAGAUGAACACAGACACCUUCCUAGAGGAGAUUAAGAAAGUUGGAAAAGAUCUGGGGAUCGCCCCAACCAUCAUCCGGGACGAGGAGCUGAAGACAAGAGGAUUUGGAGGAAUCUAUGGUGUUGGCAAAGCUGCUGUCCACCCCCCAGCUCUGGCCAUCCUCAGCCAUACUCCAGAUGGAGCCACCCAGACCAUUGCAUGGGUGGGCAAAGGGAUCGUCUACGACACAGGGGGUCUCAGCAUCAAAGGGAAGACCACCAUGCCUGGGAUGAAGAGGGACUGCGGGGGCGCCGCGGCCAUCCUAGGGGCCUUCCGAGCAGCCAUCAAGCAGGGUUUCAAAGACAACCUCCAUGCCGUGUUCUGCUUGGCUGAGAACUCAGUGGGGCCCAAUGCUACGAGGCCUGACGACAUCCACCUGCUGUACUCAGGAAAGACUGUGGAAAUCAAUAACACCGACGCCGAGGGCAGGCUGGUGCUGGCAGAUGGCGUGUCCUACGCCUGCAAGGACCUGGGAGCUGACAUCAUCCUGGACAUGGCCACUCUGACCGGAGCGCAGGGCAUCGCCACGGGCAAGUACCAUGCCGCAGUGCUCACCAACAGUGCCGAGUGGGAAGCGGCCUGCGUGAAGGCUGGGAGGAAGUGUGGGGACCUGGUGCACCCGCUGGUCUACUGCCCCGAGCUGCACUUCAGCGAGUUCACCUCGGCAGUGGCCGACAUGAAGAACUCAGUGGCGGACCGGGACAACAGCCCCAGCUCCUGUGCCGGUCUUUUCAUCGCUUCACACAUCGGCUUCGACUGGCCCGGGGUCUGGGUCCACGUGGAUAUCGCUGCACCUGUGCAUGCCGGUGAGCGCGCCACAGGCUUCGGUGUGGCCCUCCUGCUGGCGCUCUUCGGCCGGGCCUCCGAGGAUCCUCUGCUGAACUUGGUGUCCCCGCUCGGCUGUGAGGUGGAUGCCCAGGAGGAGGAUGCGGAGAGGGACUCCAAGAGGCGCAGGCUUGUGUGAGGCCAGCUGCCUCUCCCGGCCCCCAGCAACGCAGGGCUCUUUACCUCACUUUGCACUGAUUAAUUUUAAGCAAUUGAAAGAUUAUACCUUAAGAUCGGCUUUGGUUUGUUUUUGUUUUUAAUUGUCGUAGUGAUGGAAACGGCUCCUUCUUAUGUCUUUGAAGACAGCUUAGGGUUUGGCGGGGGCCCCGGGGGAGGCGCAGGAAGCACUAGGGCUUGUUUCUGCUUGACUUACCUGCUGGCCUCCCCGCCACCUUCUGCACAGUGUGUUCCCUCCUGGGGCCUCUGCACGACCUUGGAGCCCCAGAACACAUAGGUGGCCCUGACGCCCUCGGCCAGCUGGCCCUCAGGCCUCCUGCCUCUUCUCGGUGCCUACAGUGGGUGCCCAUGGCCCUGUCUCUGGCCCCAAGCCCCAUGCAUGGUACCCACAUUACAGAGAGCCCAGGCCCAUGCUGCCGCUGCCUCCAAGCAGCCCACCCCUUUGAAAGGAUGGAGGUAACUUGCUUCAGGGACCCAAUUUCAUAGAGCAAGAGAAGUCUCUACUCUGGCCCCUUAGAAUUCACUGGACGUUGAAUUAAAUAUGGCUGUACCACAUCA
Ceratotherium simum simum (southern white rhinoceros) is the source of this 2048-nucleotide messenger RNA. Lineage: Eukaryota; Metazoa; Chordata; Mammalia; Perissodactyla; Rhinocerotidae. The record is from RefSeq and is a predicted model, not a curated record.